This is a messenger RNA of Eleginops maclovinus (Patagonian blennie), 5022 nucleotides long. RefSeq names its product zinc finger and BTB domain containing 21 (gene zbtb21). The record is from RefSeq and is a predicted model, not a curated record. The coding region runs from base 110 to 3166 and encodes 1018 amino acids. Lineage: Eukaryota; Metazoa; Chordata; Actinopteri; Perciformes; Eleginopidae. Gene Ontology annotation, molecular function: DNA-binding transcription factor activity, RNA polymerase II-specific; protein binding. The transcript has 2 exons. Gene Ontology annotation, cellular component: nucleus. Gene Ontology annotation, biological process: regulation of transcription by RNA polymerase II.
UCAAAUUCAAGAUGGAUGGAAUCACGACCAGCGCGCAGAAAUCUACACAACAACACUGAAUAAAGUCCCGGCUGUGUGGAGGAAAGACCUCAUUGACGACGGGCAGGCCAUGGAGAGCCUCGUGCAUUACAGCAAUCCCUCCCAUGCCCUCUCAGUGUUAGGGGUCCUGAAUGAGCAGCGUCUGCGGGGCCAGAUGUGUGACGUAGUCCUGGUUGUGGCAGACCAGAGGUACCAGGCACAUAAGAGUGUUCUGGCUGCCACCAGUGAGUAUUUCCAGUCCCUGUUCACACGGAUGGACGCAGCUUCGCUGAAAGUUGUAAACCUGGACUUCUGUGAGCCUGACGCCUUCGAGAUAGUUCUGAAUUACAUUUACUCCUCCUCACUUUUUGUGGACAAAGGCAGCUUGGCAGCUAUUCAAGAGCUGGGCUACAGUCUUGGAAUCCCUUUCCUCACCAACAUUGUGUCAACAAGGCCACAUGCAUCCUACUGUGUGUCUAGAAAAAGGCUUUCCUUCACAGAAGGGGAUGAAAAUGAUGUCCAGACAAGGAGUGUCAUUGUGCGUCGGGUCCGAAAUGACACAAUCAAUCCCUCUCGCUCAAAUAAUGAGAGAAAUACAGCCGAGAGAUCAUCUUCUACUCGAGAGUCAGCCCAUCCCCCAUCAGUACACAACUUGUUUGAAUCAGUCAGAAAAUCAGAAUCCAUCAGCGGGAAACAUGAACAGAGUGAAGCUGCUGAAAGGAAGUCAACGUACCCAUACACCUCCAUUUUAAAAGGGAAUCCAUCACACGUCACAUCUAUUCGCCCACAGCUGACAUCAUCAGUGUCCUUCAGUGAUGCUGAAGUGCAGCACAUCAGGCUGCAGUCGGUCACUGACCAGGACACUAAAGAGGAGAAUGAGGAGCUGGAACCCCACUAUCACACCAAAGUGCCCUUUCAGGGUCAGCCCUCUGAGCCAAGCCAGACCAUAGACAGGAGCGGGCCGCUGAUAAAAAGCCUGCUCCGUCGAUCAUUAUCCAUGGACAGCCCUGUUCCAGUCUUCUCACCAACACUGGAGCUCAAAGAGCUGCAGAAUUGUGAACAAUCAGUUGUUAAAAUGGCAUCAAAAGCUUCUGGGCCAGAGACAUCUGCUUACAAUGGCAAUUCAAAACGAACAUCUCCCCUGGUUCUCAGGUCAAAAUUCCCCAGCAGGUAUGAAGAAAAAUCUCAGGUAGAAAGAGACGUCUGUGUGAAAGCUGAGCCCAGCAGCCCCCUCCCUGACCCCAUGGACAUUGUCCGAAUCACAGUUGGUGACGCUUUGCAAGGUGAUCUCAAAGACUUGCAAACAAAUUACGAUCAAAACGCCCGGCCAGACCUCAAUCCUUUUGGGAAAAGAAAGGACAGGCCAGACAACCGAAGGUACCCAUUCAAGAAGAGCAAAAUAUUUAAAGAACAUACCCUUUCACUGGCUGAGAACAUGUCAGAAACAGUACCUCAGAGUGCCAGCGGCGACUCUAAUGAAAACCUUGGAGAGCCCCCUGAGAACAAGAUUUUCAAAUGCUGGAAUUGUUUAAAGGUUUUCAGGUCGAGUGCUGGACUACAUCGUCAUGUUAACAUGUAUCACAACCCCGAAAAGCCGUAUGCUUGCGAAAUCUGCCACAAACGCUUCCAUACCAACUUCAAAGUGUGGACUCACUGCCAAACUCAGCAUGGUAUAGUUCAAAACCCGGCCUCGUCCUCCAGCUCCUCUGUGCUAGAUGAAAAAUUUCAAAAGAAGUUGAUAGAUAUAGUGCGAGAAAGGGAAAUAAAGAAAGCCUUGCUUUGGAAGUUAAAGAGGAAUAAGCAGGGUUUGCAAUCCUCUGCACUCUCCAAAAAGAGAUCAAGAGCCAACUUCAUAUGUCCUUACUGCGGGAAAGUAUUCGUGUUCCAGUCUCAGUACAGACAGCAUUUAAGGACACAUCCUGCUGAAAAAGCUGACCAGGAAACAGCCAACGAGAGCAUCCUUUACCAGGAACAGGAGGAGAACAUUGAGCAGCAGGACACAGAUGCUGGCGUUUACUCCUGUAGACUCUGUAAUAUGAAGCUGUCUUCUCUCUUUGAACAGGGCGACCAUGAGAGGGGCUGCCGACAUGCAACUGUCUGCCCCUACUGCGGCCUCCGAUUCUCAAGUCCAACGGUCAAGAAGGACCACGAGGCACAUUGCAAGUACAAGAAACUAACGUGCCUGGAAUGCAUGCGGACAUUCAAGUCCUCCUUUAGCAUAUGGCGGCACCAGGUGGAGGUUCACAACCACAACAUGAUGACUGUCAAAGAGCAGCUUCAGCUGAAGCAGCUAGGGAACAAUGAAGGGGCGUCUGAAAUGCACAGAGAGGAGCACUACAGUGACGAACCUUUAGCACCCGGGAGCUCCAGAGAGAUCAUCACUUACAGCGACUCCUCAGGUCCACCCAUGUACGAUUCAGAUUCCUCCUCCUAUGUGCCUGAGGACCUGAGCAUGGGCCAUCAUGGCAAGCUGGUGGUGAAAGAAGAGCCCUUAGAGGAGGCUGUGAGUGAGUUGGAAAACUCUGAAUCUGCCAAAGGUGGCCUGGAGGAACCCGGUGUAUGGCCAUGCGAGAAAUGCGGAAGUCUGUUUAGCUCUCGCAAAGACCUGGAACGCCACCAGGAGCUGCUAUGCCACAUCAAACCGUUCAUCUGUCACAUCUGCAACAAAGCCUUCAGGACCAACUUCCGCCUUUGGAGCCACUUCCAGUCCCACAUGUCGACUUCUAACGAACCCGGAGCCAAAGAGAUGGACAGAGACCCCUCACCUCUGUCUCCAUCCCCUCCCACCACCCCUCAGAACUCUGAACACCCCUCCCCACAGGCCUCCGUGCUCACAUCCACCCAGACGGCGCCAGUGGCUGCAGUAAUGGCCGAGGAGUCCAGCAGCCCGGAGCCCUGUAGCUCGUCGGUAAGCAAGACGAAGAGGCCUGAACUCGAGCGGCAAGCCAGCAGCCACAGCCCCACUCUGUCCAGGUCCAACAGCAUGGAGAAUCCGAGUGGCCCUCAGGAAUCAGACACACUCUUUUACCAUGCUCCAUCUCUCUCCGCCCUGACGUUUAAAAGGCAGUACAUGUGUAAACUCUGUCACAGGACCUUCAAGACAGCCUUCAGUCUCUGGAGCCACGAGCAGAGUCAUAGCCACGUGUAAGCAUCACGCAGGUUACAGCAGUGCAUUUCUCUAGAGACACAAUACUUCAAAUUUUAACACACCUCAGCCUUCAAAAGGAAGACUUCGAAUGUAUAGCGUAUUUGCUUGCCUCCUAUAUCAUAUAUAUUACAGUGGCCAUGUUCAUUAGAGGUGUAAACGUGAAUGUGCAAUCAAGUGCUAGAUUCUUCUUUGAGACGAGAUUAUUCACUUGUUUAUUCCCCUUUUCAAAAUGAUCUAUUUCAAACCUGUUUUAGUUGUAUUUAUCUAUAUAGGUGUUUUGAGGAAACAAGGUACAGCGUUGCACCCCCCACAUUACUUGUACCACUUUUGACUCAAAGGUACAGUGGCAACUAAAUACAUUGUUUUCUCAGAGUGUUGAAAAAGUGCUUUAAAGUUUUGGAGGCUGCAGUGGUUUAAAUAGUAAUGCUUAUUGCUUUGUAUCAGAUCUAUCUUUUGGUGUGAGUGAUACCCCUUAAGAUAAUAUUGGUGGCCUCAAUAAUGUUUUUAAUAUGCACUUUCCUACAGUUUGAUUCUGUAAAAGGGGGAUGUAGUCCAAAAUGUUUGCUUGGGUCGUUUCACUGACGGAGGUUCAAGGCUGCAAACGUAUAAAUGAUAGGUCCAAUAACUCUCUUCUGUUUUGUUUUCAUACUUAGCAUUAUUUGCAUUAGUUCUCUCAUAUUUCAGUUUUUCUGUAUUUGCGUCAUUUAGUUUAAUGGGCAGAUUGAAUAGGAAACAAAAAGUUAUAUUACAAACGAUAUAUCAAACACACCUCUGAAAGCUGCUGUCAUUACCCAGAUACAUUUAAUUUAUUCUAGUUUUCAUGCAGUACUUUAAUUUAUCCUACUAGCCUGGUGAAUUAUAUUUAUAUUAUACAAUUAAAUUAGAGAUUGCAAUCAUUAGCCACAAAGAUUUUAGAAAGUGGUUUUAACAGGUAAAUGACUGUUCCUUAAAGACUAGAAAUCAAUCUUAAAUAUUUAUAGCACGCACACUUUUAAAACAAAGGCACACUGCAUUAUAGUAAUGCAAAUAAUGCUGAACUCAAAUAAUUAGGAAAACUAUGUUAAUUUGUUAUUUAUUAGACAUCCACCGCCAGUCCAUCACCACCGUGCACCACCAGUGUGAUAAUUAACAAGCUUUACAAUGCUUUGAUGGCCUUAUGCAACUUGAGAAAUAUGUGUUCCAUAUUAUUUACAUGAAAGCACAAUAGAGUUUCAAAUGAUUUAUGACUCAGGCUUUUCAAAAUGAGGGAAGCAUGAGAAAGCAAAUAUUUUAUUCUACGAAUGGUGACAGUGUUCCUGCUUCAUAUAGAUUAUUAUUAAAGGUUAUGUUGAUUGUAUUCUUGUACAAGUAUAUAGUUCUGCUUUGGCUUGAUGGAUUAGACCUUUGUCAUAAAUUAUUACGAUUGCUACAUUUUGGGAGAUGUUGCAUUCAAAGAGUGCCCGACACACACUGGGAGUUAGUUUCCCUCUAAAUGAGCAACACCAGCUGCAUUGUGAUGUUGAGUUCUUUGGAAAAGUUCUGUAUUGAUCAUAGUGCUCUUAUUUUCUUGUGAUAAAAACUUUCUGAAAGUUUCACAGAAAUGAUUAGAAUUGUGUACAUGGAAGUGUUUAUAUUCUCGAUUUUGUACCAAUUUUGUUAGUAAACUAAAGUUGUAUCUUUUUAGUAUUCCUGUGCUCUCACUGCAAUAAUGAAUAUUUGUAUCAGCAUUGGUUGCAUUAUUGUUGCUUUUGAAAACAUGCAGCUGUUUUGUGUUUAGGUUUUUCUACAGUUUUUGUGCUUUAAUUAUGUAAUAAAGAGUAACAAUGGAGUGUAUAUAUAUAUAUAUAUAUAUACAACCAUUUGUGGUAUUUAAAUAA